GUGUCCAGAGACAUGGCCUGAGUGCAGCUUCUGACCUCUCACCUUCCUCUUCUUCUCCCCCACCUCCAAAGGGAGAGGCGGUGCCUGCUCCUCCAACAAACACCCGAUUAGUCCUGUCAGGAGGGGAGGGCUAUGUAGACUUCAGACUCGGUGACGGUGAUGAAGAAGAUCCCACUGCUGCUGCCGCUUUGAAUGAAGAUGAUGACGAUGAUCCCAGCAAGGCCACAUCCUUGACAAAAGUUGACCGCAGUCAUAUCAUUGUAUGGCAAGUCACUAGCCAGGAUUAA
This is a messenger RNA of Candidula unifasciata, 287 nucleotides long. The record is from the annotation of a GenBank genome assembly. Lineage: Eukaryota; Metazoa; Mollusca; Gastropoda; Stylommatophora; Geomitridae.